Molecule: messenger RNA, 699 nt
Organism: Cladophialophora yegresii CBS 114405
Lineage: Eukaryota; Fungi; Ascomycota; Eurotiomycetes; Chaetothyriales; Herpotrichiellaceae
Exons: 3
Coding region: 1-699 (232 amino acids)
Molecular function (GO): S-adenosylmethionine-dependent methyltransferase activity
Source: RefSeq, a predicted model, not a curated record
AUGUCAAUGUCAGAAGCCAAAUUAAAGCGCCUGGCCCACGCCGAAUACUGGGAUGAACGCUACGCCAAGGUCGGCCCCGAGGAACAAGUCCACGAAUGGUUCCGGUCGUUCGAUGACCUGGCGCCAUUCUUCGACCGGCACCUUCUCCAGGUGCGGCCGCCCGAAACCCAGCCAAAGAUCCUGCACCUGGGGUCCGGAGACAGUACUAUACCCGGGGACCUCGCGAAGAGGGGGUACAACAACCAAGUCUGUAUUGACUUCUCGCCCGUCGUUGUCGAAACCAUGUUGAAGCGACAUGCAGAUGCAGGUGUCGGGGGCAUUACCUGGCUGCACGGCGAUGUUCGACAGAUGGACCAGAUCGCGUCCCGAUCGGUGGAUGUUGCGUUCGACAAGGGCACGUUGGAUGCCAUGAUCCACGGCAGUCCGUGGAGUCCGCCGGACGAGGUCCUUGAGAAUACGGGGCGGUAUGUUCGUGAGGUCUUUCGCGUCCUCAAACCGGACGGCGCGUUCAUGUACGUCACGUACCGGCAGCCUCACUUUGUCAAACCGCUUCUCAACUGUGAGGGGACUACGUGGGACAUCCACGUCGACGUGCUGGCCGGUUCGGAGAGCUCCUUCGAUUACCACGGCUUUGUGCUCAAGAAGGUCCCCCCCUCAUCGGCGGGUAACGGCAGGACAGAGAAAGGAGACUCCAGUUAA